Molecule: messenger RNA, 1035 nt
Organism: Fonsecaea multimorphosa CBS 102226
Lineage: Eukaryota; Fungi; Ascomycota; Eurotiomycetes; Chaetothyriales; Herpotrichiellaceae
Exons: 2
Coding region: 1-1035 (344 amino acids)
Source: RefSeq, a predicted model, not a curated record
AUGGAGGACGCCGCAAAGUCCUUCCCCUUCUCGCCGUCCCCGACCAAACCAGUCGUCGCUGUGGCCGGCGGCACGGGCGACCUGGACAUGCGGCUGACCGAGACGUUUCUCUCAGACGAGCUGCGUCCCAGGCUGUCCGGGUUCGUGCUGCUUGCUCGUCGCCACACGGCCAGGACGGAGAGGUGGAGGGACCAGUUGGGCGCCGAGGUGCGCAUCGUCGAGGAGGACGGGGGGGACGAGUGCGACGAAAAUGACCUGGUCAUGGCGCUGGACGGGGUUGAUGUGCUUAUCAACGCCAUAUCAACAUCCGGCGCCCGCCUGCGCGACAAGAUCGCCAGCGCGCUACCCAGGACGGGUGUGAAGUUGUACUUUCCGUCCGAGUUCGGGGUGGACCACCGACUGCACGACUUCAGGGUGCCGGAAUGGGACGGGAAAAAGCGGCAUUACGAGCACACCAAGAAGGUGGUCCUUGGGGAGAGCAGCAGCAGCAGCAGCAGCGACAUGCGCGUCUGCCGGAUCUUCAACGGCCUCUUCCUCCACAGCGGCAUCGGGCCCUGGUACGGCUUCCACACGGCCAAGGACGUCUACCAGGCCGUGGGCAGCGUGGACCAGGUCAUCAGCUACACGGACAUAAGCGACAUUGCGCGCGUGCUGUGUCGGCUCGCCGAGAUGGCGAUGCGCGAGGGUGGCUCCCAAAACGUGCCCGAAGAAUUGAGGAUUGCCGGCACGCACGCGAGUUUCCGCCAGAUUGCCCGGAUGAUGAUGACGGCGGCGGGGGCCGGGGACAUCGAGCUCAAGAGCGUCGACUUGGACACAUUCAGGGAAAGGGCCCUGCAGCGCCAGUACGAGGACCGUGGACCCAUUGUGUGUCUGAGGUUCAUCAUGGGCGACGGGAGAGCCGACUACAGACCCAUAGACGAGGGCGGGCUGGGCAAUGACAACCACGUCGUCAAUCCGGAUCAGAAAUACUUUCGUUGGAAGACGAUGAAUGAUUUGGCUAUUGAGACACGGGGCAGGCCAAAUGGCCAUGCUUGA